GAAUAAAUCUUCUUUUCAAUUCUAUUUUUGUAACAAUUCUUUGUCCCAAAUUCGAACAUAAAACUUCCACUACCCUGCGGCAAAAGGGGGUCCAAUCCGAUCCCCUUUGAUUUUCUCCUCUAUAUUUCUCCCCUCUCCGGCCGCCCCUUCUUCCCCCCUCGAGUUUUCUGAGGCUAACGCUUUUGGGGUUCAUUAAUUUGGCUCUGUUCUUCGCAGAUCCACCAUUUCUACAGCCCCUAAUCUCAGGACAGAGAGGGGAAGUUAGGCGCGAGGGUUGGGUGGAAAAGGGGUCGGAUCUAAUUCCAAGGGCUUAGCUAUGUCUUUCACUGGCACACUAAUAAAGUGCAAGGCCUGUGAGAAGACUGUCUACCCUGUGGAGCAGCUCUCUGCCGAUGGAGUUAUCUAUCAUAAGUCUUGCUUCAAAUGCACCCAUUGCAAAGGAACUCUAAAGCUGAGCAAUUAUUCUUCAAUGGAAGGUGUUCUGUACUGCAAGCCUCAUUUCGAGCAGCUCUUCAAAGAGACAGGAAACUUCAACAAGAACUUCCAAUCACCUGCAAAGUCAGCCGACAAGUUAACCCCAGAGCUGACUAGAUCACCUAGCAAAGCUGCUGGCAUGUUUUCUGGGACUCAAGACAAAUGUACUACUUGUGGUAAAACUGUUUAUCCACUGGAGAAGGUAACAGUUGAAAGCCAAUGCUUUCACAAGUGCUGUUUCAAGUGCUCUCAUGGAGGGUGUGCUAUAUCCCCAUCAAAUUAUGCAGCUCUAGAGGGUAUUCUAUAUUGCAAACACCACUUCUCCCAGCUUUUCAAGGAAAAGGGAAGCUACAACCACCUGAUCAAGUCUGCAUCCAUGAAGCGUACCGCUGCCUCCGUUCCCGAAGCUUGAAGUUCUAAUCCUUGCAUCAUCAUUAUUCACGGUUUCGGGCCUAACUCUCUAUAUACCUAAUGUGUUUAACUUAAAAAUUUAUGGUUUUGAGAUGGGAAGAGGGAAAGGAAAAAUUUAUAUAUAUAUAUUUACCAUCAUUUCGGCUUGUGUGUUUGUUUGGGCCAAACUGUUGCUUUUGAUCGAUAUUUGAGGUGGAAACUUUAUAUAUGGUUUACAGAACUUGCAUAUUCACAUGUUGAGCAUUAUGCAUUCUGUUUCCUUGCAUUAAAAAACCUUA
Molecule: messenger RNA, 1163 nt
Organism: Momordica charantia (bitter melon)
Lineage: Eukaryota; Viridiplantae; Streptophyta; Magnoliopsida; Cucurbitales; Cucurbitaceae
Product: LIM domain-containing protein WLIM2b
Source: RefSeq, a predicted model, not a curated record